Molecule: messenger RNA, 1116 nt
Organism: Fibroporia radiculosa
Lineage: Eukaryota; Fungi; Basidiomycota; Agaricomycetes; Polyporales; Fibroporiaceae
Exons: 2
Coding region: 1-1116 (371 amino acids)
Source: RefSeq, a predicted model, not a curated record
AUGCAGAAGGAUGAGCAAGUCGUUUUCACGGAUUCGCUCAUCAUAACGCGGGCCAAAGAAAUCUGGAGUCGUAUCAUUCACAACCCCCUUUACGUCUUUAAAGCUAGUUCAACUUGGGUUCGUAAUUUCAAGAGGCGACAUGGAAUACGUGGAGGCAAGAUUUGCAGGAUGGGAGAAACUCAAAUCAAGUUGCGGGCAUUUGGACAACAGUUCACACCUUUCAAUGGCUAUCUACAUGAUGAAUGGGAUCAGGUAAUAGAGGAGCUGCCGUCGAACCUCGAAGACGACACGCGUUGGAAAGACCCAUCCUCUGCUCUUUACAGAGCAACUACUGGUCGACCUAUUAUUCCCGUCUUGGAUAUGGGUCGCCUCUACGUCCCAACCAUGUCUGCAGACCAACCAAUAUACAGGCCGGUCGCCCUGCAUCCCUCCUUAAAUGCUCAAGACGAUACAACAAGUCCAUCAUUGCAGACUCUGUCUUUUCCUUCGCGAAGCGAACCUUCGCCUACGGCCGAGGCGAUAAAACGCCCUAAAUUCUAUAUGACAUCAACAACUGGCAUCAAAGCGAUCCCUAUAUACGAGGACACUGAUUUUGCUCAUAUUACACCGCAACAGCGACGAAAUGCUAUACCCUUGUCCGAAGUCUGCGCACACAAUAACAGCUAUGGCAAAAAAUCACAUGAGAAGCCUAUCAUGUUUGACCCGGCACGUGGUUUUCUCAAUCUCAUUCCCUUGUCACCAACUUUGAGUUCGCGAAGUCCCUCUGAAGAACCUGCGGUAUCUCCUACUCAGUUAUCUUCGCCUGCCUUGCGUGAGACUUCUUCAGACUACCCUCAUAGCCGAAAUGCCUCCUCGCACACACAUGCUGCAGAUGAUGAACUGCUCGCAAUUCCAUGUACAAUUUUGCGCUCUCAAGUAGAAAUUGCUUUGAACCCACGGAGGCGACUGUUGUCUUCGUCCGAGAAGGAGACCGCAUGUCGCAUCGAUCUCUGGGAAGCUCGGGAAGCUCUGGACAAGCUGCUUGAUACUCUCUCUAGAAAUAACAUUAUUUCGGUUCGACAGCACCAUGUCCUCUGCGCUUUGCGGCUAAAGCUGUCACAUUGUUGCGCGACAUGA